AUGAUUGAGCAAGCGGUUCACUCGUGGCAUAGAUCGGGUGGGUUUUACAGCAGCAGCGGGAGUCUGCAGCAGCAGCAGCCAUGGCGGCGCCCAGGACAGCAGCAGCAGCAGCUGCAUCCCCUGUUGCUGCAGCAGCAGCAGCAGCAGCAGCAGCAACGAAGCAGCUCAGGACUGCAGCGAUGCGCAGCAUCGUGGCCCCCCCAGAGACUUCGAGCACAGAAAAUAGGCGGCAGCUAUUCUAACUCUAUGUUUUUCUUAGCGGGUGCACAUAGUUUGAGCAGCAAUGGUGCAGCAGGAGCAGCAGCAGGUGCAGCAGCAGCAGGGCUCAAACGCAGCAGCAGCAGCAGCAGCAGCAGCGCCUCACCCCCUGUGUCCUCAAGCCACUUCUGGGCAGAGACACUGCAGCAAAUGCAGCCGAACAAGACCUGUAGAGACAGCCGACGCAUCUUUGAUGGCCUCGUUGCGGCAAUUGAACGGCAUAUACUGCACUCAGAUCCAAGUCUGCUGCAGGUGAGGAGGAGAGCAGCUUCUGUGGGGAGCAGCAGCAAAGCAGCAGAGCAGCAGCAGCAGCAGCAGCAGGAGCAAAGCAGCACACCAACGGAGCUGCUGCAGCAAAGCAGCAACACGCGUGAAGGAUUAGCAGAUGAUGAUGCCUCGUUGAGCGAAACAGCUACAGGCUCAAGUCUGAGGCAACAGCAGCAGCAGCUGAAUCAGCAGCAGCAGCAGCAGCAGCAGCAGCAGCAGCAGCAGGAUUAG
This is a messenger RNA of Eimeria acervulina, 756 nucleotides long. RefSeq lists its product as hypothetical. NCBI's taxonomy places the organism in Eukaryota, Apicomplexa, Conoidasida, Eucoccidiorida, Eimeriidae. Bases 1 to 756 code for a protein of 251 amino acids. The transcript has 3 exons. The record is from RefSeq and is a predicted model, not a curated record.